Molecule: messenger RNA, 1473 nt
Organism: Zymoseptoria tritici IPO323
Lineage: Eukaryota; Fungi; Ascomycota; Dothideomycetes; Mycosphaerellales; Mycosphaerellaceae
Exons: 3
Coding region: 1-1473 (490 amino acids)
Biological process (GO): transmembrane transport
Molecular function (GO): transmembrane transporter activity
Source: RefSeq, a predicted model, not a curated record
AUGGAGAAAAACGUGCCACUAGCCUGGUUUGGGGUCGCGGGCGGCUACUUGACCGGACGCAAGCUCAUAUUUCCGCUCUGCCUGGUCAUCUCUCUCUUCUUCCUCUGGGGUUUCUCCUACGGUCUCCUCGAUGUGCUCAACAAGCACUUUCAGGAUGUCCUCGACAUCACCAGGCUCGAAUCCACUGGUCUCCAAGUCAUGUACUUUGGCGGUGGUUACCUCUGCUUCUCUCCCGUCGCCGCUGAAGUCAUGAAGCGCAAGGGCUACAAGUUCACCAUCAUCAUGGGUCUUUGCCUCUACUCAAUCGGCGCUGUCAUGUUCUGGCCGACUGCCCACUUCGCCUCUGAGGACACCAAGACUGCGACAUUCGGUGGCUUCCUCGCCUGCACAUUCGUCAUCGCCUGUGGUCUCGCGACCCUUGAAACCUCGGCCAACUCCUACGCAGUUGUCAUUGGCGACCCGUCCUACGCCUCUGCCCGUCUCCAAUUCUGUCAGUCGUGGAACGGUGUCGCCUCAUUCGUCGGUCCCCUCAUCGCCUCCAAAGCUUUCUUCGCUGAGGGCAACGACAACCUCACCAACGUGCAGUAUGUCUAUCUGGCCGUCGCCUGUGCCGGUGCUGCCGUGGCAGUAUUAUUCGUAUUCGCAAAAUUACCCGAGGUCGCUGAAGGCGCCAAGCGUGCUGGUUCUAUCGUCGGCGGCGACAGCAUCGACGAAUUCGGCGAGUUCUUGCAGGACAAGCCUCUCUACAAGGAGUACAACAUGAUCUUCGGGUUCGUUGCUCAGUUCUGCUACGUCGGCUCCCAGGUCGCAUGCGGAACCUUCUUCAUCAACUACGCCACGGACAACGCCUCAUUUUCGAAGACUCAGGCUUCGCAGAUGUUGUCCUAUGCCUUGAUCACCUUCACCGUUGGCCGAUUCAUUGCCACCGGUCUGGCCACCAUCUUCGAAUCCAACUUCCUCCUUGUGGUCUACAGCUCCCUCGCCAUCGCUCUGACCGCCUACGUCUCCGCCUCAGGCGGCACAUCCGGCGUGGCCGUCCUGAUCGUCGUUUUCUUCUUCAUGGCGCCCAUGUACCCCUGCAUCUUCACCCUCGGAACCGCCAACCUCGGCAGGAACACCCGUCGCGGAGCCGGUAUCCUCGUCAUGGGCGUGUCCGGAGGAGCCGUCUUCGCUCCUAUCCAGGGUGCCAUUGCCGAUGCCUCCAGCACCGAGCUGUCCUACGUCGUGCCAACCAUCGGCUUCGUCGUUGUCCUCGCCUACGUCGGCUUCCAUUGGUUCCGCCACGGCAUGCACAUCAUGCGCAUCAAGGGCGAGAAGGUCAUUGCUACUUCGCUCGAGGGUGGUGCGGUUGGUGGUGUUGUGCAGACUGUUCACUACGACGAGAAGCGUCUUUCCGUUGUCGAUGUUCAGGAGGGCCGCAGGUCGUCGGUCGUCAACGGUGCCACUGGUGGCUUCGCCCCAGUCAAGUACUAG